This is a messenger RNA of Arxiozyma heterogenica, 807 nucleotides long. It is a transcript of the gene RSM25, whose product is annotated as mitochondrial 37S ribosomal protein mS23 RSM25. Gene Ontology annotation, cellular component: mitochondrial small ribosomal subunit. The record is from RefSeq and is a predicted model, not a curated record. Lineage: Eukaryota; Fungi; Ascomycota; Saccharomycetes; Saccharomycetales; Saccharomycetaceae. The transcript has a single exon. Gene Ontology annotation, molecular function: structural constituent of ribosome. The coding region runs from base 1 to 807 and encodes 268 amino acids.
AUGAAGAUUCAAACAAACGCAGUGAACGUGCUAGAAAGAACUUCAAACUAUCUAAAUUCAGGGGUGCUGAAGAUACCACCUACAUGGUUUAAUGUGAUUGCAAAAUAUCCACCAAGAAAACAGUUUAUUAGAGAACCUAUAUUAAAUGACCCAGUAACAGGGAAAUCAAGGGUCAAUUCAUUGAAAUUUAAAGAUGGUAUUAAUAAAAAAGGAUUGUAUAAGACAAGGGCAAAUUUGAAGGAUAAGACAUCUGGUACAAAUAAAUUAUAUAAACCGGUCAAUCUUGUAUAUUUGGAGGAUCAGUUACGACAAUUGUUUUAUGAACAACAUCCGUGGGAAAGAUCACGUCCAAAGAUUCUUAUUGAAAACACUAAUAUGUCUGCAAGGAAUUAUGAUUGGAGUCAAAUACAGCAAUUGGGCAAACCUUUGGAUGGAGAAAGUGUUGUUCAAAGGUCCUUAUAUCUAUUAAAGAAUAAACAGUGCUCUAGUUUGAUGGGUGCAUAUGAUCAGGCAAGAUUUGAGUUUUAUAGAAUUCGAAUGGAACAAGAAAUUCAAGAACAAGUAGCCAUGGAAGAAGCAGAAAUGUUUGGGUCUAUCAUGGGUCUAUCAGCCAUUGACUUCGGUAUUGAAAAGGAACAAGAAGUUAUUAGGCAAUGGAAAAAAAAAGUUAUCAAAGAGACAGAAUUGUUAUCUGCUAGACGUGCCAAUCCAUCAGAAUCAUGGUCUAAGGAAGGUACCGUUUCAAAGGAAAAAAAGAACAUAGAAAAAGUUAAUGAAAAAGACGAAAUCGAAGAAUUAUUAUUAUGA